AUGGUGAUAGAUAAAGCUUGGAUGGAAAUUUCUGAUAGAACAUUACCACAAUAUGAAAAAGGAGUGAAUGAGUUUCUUGAUUUUGCGUUUAAGCAACUUGAUGAAGGAAGAGCUGCUCGUUGUCCAUGUAAAAAGUGCAAUAACAAUUUAUUUAGGACACGACAAUCAAUCUAUGAACAUCUGAUGUUAAAUGGGAUAAGCAAAAACUACAAGCACUGGUACAAUCAUGGAGAGGGUCUACAAUAUUAUUCUGAAGAUGAUAAUGAUGAUGAUGAUGAUGCUAAUCAGAGUGAUAAAAGUGAUAAUGAAUACGGGAUGCGCCAUAUGUUAAGUGAUCUUGGAUAUGCUCAUGCAAAUCAUGUUGAAAAAAUUGAUGUUCAAAUUACAAAUGAUGCAUUUGUGAUGGAUGAUAAUAGCGCUCCAAAUAAAGAAGCUAAUGAUUCUUUCAAAGGUAACCCCACAAGUCCAAAUAAAGACGCUGCUAUCUUUUUCAGAUUAUUACAUGAGUUGGAGCAAGAUUUAUAUCCAGGAUGUGAGGAAUCUUCUACAUUAUCAUUCAUUGUUGAAGUACUGAAUUGGAAAUGUCUCUACAAGGUUAGUGCCAAUGCUGUUGACAAAUUACUUCAAAUAAUGAAAAAAUGGUUUCCUAAAGGUAAUAAAGUCCCUAGCUCAUAUAAUGACUGUAAGAAAGUUUCUCGAGAUUUGGGGCUUUCAUAUGAGAGAAUAGAUGCUUGUGUAAAUGAUUGCAUACUUUAUUGGAAGAAUUAUGAGAAUGCACAAUCAUGCCCAACUUGUGGUGAAUCUAGAUGGGAGAAUGAUGGGAAAAUGAGGAAUAUGACUAAUGAGCAUGAUGGUAGGAAAAAUAUUCCACAGAAAGUCUUGCGAUAUUUUCCUCUAACUCCACGCUUGCAAAGACUGUACAUGUCAUACAAUAUUGCUAAAGAUAUGAGGUGGCAUAAGGAAAAACCAUGUAAUAAUGAGCUUAUGGGACAUCCAGUCGAUUCUCCAGCUUGGAAAAGUUUUGAUGCAACACACCCCAUUUUUGCAGCAGAUCCACGUAAUAUUCGACUUGGUUUAGCAAGUGAUGGUUUUAACCCAUUUGGGAAUAUGAGCUCUUCUUAUAGUGUAUGGCCAGUUGUAUUAGUCCCUUAUAACCUUCCACCAUGGCUUUGUAUGAAAGAUCAACAUAUCAUGAUGUCACUUUUGAUUCCUGGUCCUAAAGCUCCUGGAAAUGAUAUUGAUGUAUACUUAGAGCCAUUGAUCGAUGAGCUACAAUGCCUUUGGGAGAGUGGUGUAGAGACGUAUGAUGCACUUUCAAAGAGUAACUUUCAGUUACGGGCAGCUCUCUUGUGGACCAUAAAUGAUUUUCCAGCCUAUGCUAAUUUAUCAGGAUGGAGCACCAAAGGCAAGUUAGCAUGCCCUGUUUGCAAUCUUGAAACAUCUUCUCGCAGGCUUAAAAAUGGGCAUAAAACAUGCUAUCUUGGUCAUCGUCGCUUCUUACCGACCAAUCAUUCUUGGAGGAAAAAUGCCAAAGCAUUUGAUGGUACCAAAGAAAAUCGAAGUGCACCAAAACAAUUGACAGGAGAUGAUAUUGUUGAACAAUAUAGUCAAUUUUCCCAGAUCACUUUUGGUAAGGCUUCAAAGAAAAGGAAACGUGGAGAUGUUCUAUUGUUUGGAAAUUGGAGAAAAAAGAGUAUUUUUUUUCAACUCUCAUAUUGGAGAACACUUACAGUGAGACAUAAUCUGGAUGUCAUGCAUAUCGAGAAAAAUGUUUGUGAUAAUAUUAUUGGGACUUUACUAAACAUCGAGAGCAAGACUAAAGAUACAAUAAAUUCUCGUUUUGAUUUAGAAGAUAUGGGUAUACGUCCUGAGCUUCAUGCAACUACCACUAGUGAUGGAAGGUAUAUGUUUCGUCCUGCGUGUUAUACCUUGUCUAAAGAUGAAAAACGAUCAUUUUGUCAGUUCUUAAAUGAUCUAAAAGUUCCAGAUGGUUAUUCUUCAAAUAUUUCUCGAUGUGUGAUUCUUACUGAAUGCAAGGUUGUUGGAAUGAAAUGUCAUGAUUGCCAUGUGUUUUUGCAUCGAUAUCUCCCUUUGGCUAUUCGUGGUUUGUUGGAUAAAGAGGUGUGCGAAGCAUUAAUUGAAUUGUGCACUUAUUUAAGAGAGUUAUGUGCUAAAGUUUUGUAUUUUGAUGACCUGGAGAGACUUGAAAAAUCAAUUUCGUUCACACUUUGCAAGUUAGAAAAGAUAUUUCCACCAUCAUUUUUUGACAUUAUGGUACAUUUAACCAUUCAUCUUGUGAGCGAAGCUAAAGUUGCUGGGCCAGUACAGUUCCGCUGGAUGUAUCCUAUAGAGCGAUAUUUGCGUAGGCUUAAAUCUUACGUGAGAAACAAGGCACGUCCAGAAGGAUCAAUCGCCGAGGCAUAUAUUGUGCAAGAAUGCAUGCAUUUUUGUUCAAGGUAUUUGCAUCGAACUGAAACUAGAAUAAAUCGUGUUGGAAGAAAUGAUGAGGGGAGGGGUGUUCAUUCACACUCUGUAUUGCAUGUUUUUUCGCAAGCUGGUAGACCUUUGCUUGGAAAAAAAUAUGAUCAGCUAAGCUUAACUGAAUGGGAUCAAGCUACAAUAUAUGUGCUAGAAAAUUGUGAAGAAAUUAGAGAGUUUGUGGAGUAA
Molecule: messenger RNA, 2667 nt
Organism: Dioscorea cayenensis subsp. rotundata (Guinea yam)
Lineage: Eukaryota; Viridiplantae; Streptophyta; Magnoliopsida; Dioscoreales; Dioscoreaceae
Exons: 2
Coding region: 1-2667 (888 amino acids)
Source: RefSeq, a predicted model, not a curated record